Messenger RNA from Zonotrichia albicollis (white-throated sparrow), 2080 nucleotides. Its product is annotated as monocarboxylate transporter 13. Gene Ontology annotation, molecular function: monocarboxylic acid transmembrane transporter activity. Gene Ontology annotation, biological process: monocarboxylic acid transport; transmembrane transport. The record is from RefSeq and is a predicted model, not a curated record. Lineage: Eukaryota; Metazoa; Chordata; Aves; Passeriformes; Passerellidae.
UUUGUUUUUGUGAGUGUAGGUGGAGUCAAAUGAUUUUUGAGGAGGGGAGGACGGGAUUCUUAUAAAAUCCAAUGCUUACACAUCCUGAAGGAGACAAAUUGGUUUGUUCAGCUAGCCAGAUGGUAGCUCAGAUGAGAAAGAUGACCUGGUACUUUGCAGCACAACUCAAGAACUUACAUACAAGUGGAAGGUGAAGGAAAAGCUUCAUAUCCCGUACAAACCUUGGCUGAAUAAGAUCUGUUAAAAAACCUCAUCACCAUCACUACCACUCCAGAAAAAAAAAAAAAAAAAGAAAAAAACAAUCCAAACACCAGAGAAGAACUAAGAAUUAAAAAAGAUGCAGGCUAAAGACAGCAGUCCACCCGACGGUGGCUAUGGAUGGGUUGUGGUAGUGUCAGCCUUCAUGGUGAUGGGCCUUACUGCUGCUGUCCUCAAGACUUUUGGUCUGUUCUUUGUUGAAAUCCAGCAGCACUUUGAUGAACUUGCAAGCACCACUUCUUGGAUCACAUCAGUAACCAUUACCGUCUUUCAUUUAGGAGCCCCUGUUGCCAGUUCACUGUGUGUACAAUAUACCCAUCGGAGAGUUGUGAUCACUGGAGGACUUCUGGCUUUUUCAGGAAUGGCAUUGGGAUUUUUUGGACUCAACAUGGUCUGGUUGUUUGCAACAACUGGCUUCCUACAGGGUCUUGGCAUUUCUUUUUCGUGGACACCAGCCAUUAGCAUCGUUAGCCACUAUUUCUCCAAGAAAAGGGCUUUGGCCAAUGCUAUUGCCAGUGCUGGAGAAUGUGCCUUUGCAUUCAUGUUUGGGCCAUUUUUCCAGUGGUUGAUUGGUCAAUAUGGAUGGAAAGGUGCCCUCUUGAUCAUAGGUGGCAUCCAACUCAAUAUUUGUGUCUGUGGAGUACUGAUGCGACCCCUGGCAAGCAGCUACUUCCUUGAGGCCAGCCAUUGUGAAAAUGAAACACCAUCUGGCAAUGGUGCAUCCAGGACAGACAAAGAAGAUCAGUCUCCCAUCACGCCCAAAACCUUCAACUGGAUGCUUGUGAGGCAGCCAGAAUUUGUACUUUAUGCCAUUUUUGGUAUAUUAGCUGCUAUGAGUUUUUUUGUUCCUCCGUUAUUUUUAGUUCCACUUAGCUACAGCCUGGGAAUAGAUGAAUCCUGGACUGCAUCCCUCCUAUCCAUUUUGGCUAUGGUGGACUUUGGAGGCAGAUUGCUGUGUGGCUGGUAUGCCAACCUCCACGUUACCAAAAGCAUUCAUUUACUGGCAAUGGCGAUUACAUUGAUCAGUACUUCCCUGAUGCUCUUGCCACUGGCUAACAAUUACCUUUCCCUGGCAAUAUUCACUGGCUUCUAUGGAUUCUUCUUUGGCACAACAGUCGCCAUUCACAUUACAGUGCUAGUAGAUGUUGUAGGCAUGCCAGAAUUUGACAGUGCCCUAGGACUCUUCAUGCUUAUUCGAAGCACUGGAGGUUUUGUGGGGCCUCCUCUUGCAGGUCUGAUUGUGGACAUGACUGGAGAUUACAGAGCAGGCUUCUACAUGGCAGGAGUCAUUCUUGUCCUAUCCGCUGGAUUUUUAAUUAUUUUAGAUCUACUCCAACAGAGAAAAAUAAGAGGAAGCAAGAUUAGAACCAAACCAGAAAAGCCAACGUUACCUUACGCUUCCCUGCAUAUCCUGAAGCAUCAAACCAGAAGGGAUGGAGAGCACAAUGUAGUGGUGUGACUACAUGAGACCUCUGACAGCAUCUCAAGGACACAUGGAAGUGUUUUAUUUUUGCCUAAGUCACUAUUAUUAGGAUUUGCAAAAGAACAGAAAUUUUGGGUACAAUUAUUUGAAACAAAGGAAGAAAGUAAUUAAUUUACAUGCAAAGUAGAGCAGUAACCAUUACCAUGUUAUCUUGAUAUUGAAGUUGCAUUUUGACUACGCAAGUCUUCAGUAGAGUCCCAGAGGGCUGUGCUAAAUGAAAUAGGCAAACCAUAGUCUAAGCUAAAUUGCUGUGAAGUGUAUGUGCAGCAGAUACAAACUCUACCCUCAACUGCAGACUGCAGCUAUUGCUAAAAAAAAGGAAGAGGCAUCAGCUCACAA